This is a messenger RNA of Oncorhynchus gorbuscha (pink salmon), 5414 nucleotides long. Its product is annotated as receptor-type tyrosine-protein phosphatase zeta-like. The transcript is spliced from 24 exons. Gene Ontology annotation, molecular function: protein binding; protein tyrosine phosphatase activity. Lineage: Eukaryota; Metazoa; Chordata; Actinopteri; Salmoniformes; Salmonidae. The record is from RefSeq and is a predicted model, not a curated record. Gene Ontology annotation, biological process: peptidyl-tyrosine dephosphorylation. The coding region runs from base 24 to 4637 and encodes 1537 amino acids.
UGUUCAUUGUGUUGUAGCUGGAGAUGUUCUGUGAGGUGAUGACCAUGCAGCAGGCGGGCUACGUGAUGCUAAUGGACUACCUGCAGAACAACUACAGGGAGCAGCAGCAGCAGUUCAUGGGCCAGGCCUUCUCCUCCUACACUGGCACAGAGGAGGUCCUCACUCCCAUCUGCAGUUCAGAGCCGGAGAACGUGCAGGCAGACCCCCAUAACCUGACCAGCCUGCUGGUGAUGUGGGAGCGGCCACGGGCGGUGUACGACGCCGGGAUAGAGAAGUACUCAGUUACCUACAAGCUGGCCCAGGGAGAGGACCCUCCGGCCUUUGAGUACCUGACCGACGGAGACCAGGAUGUGGGGGCCAUAUUGCAGGACCUGAUGGCCAACACCAGCUACGUGGUUCAGGUCUUGGCCGUCUGCACCAACGGUCUGUACGGCCGCGUGAGCGAGCAGCUGACUGUCGACAUGCCGAUCGACGACCCCGAGGAGACCCCUGAUCCAGAUUCUACUGGAUUUGCAGAGGAAGAGGACUAUGGACCCCGGGUUGAACCGGGUGAAGACCAGGACAAUGACAUGGACUGGACCACCCCAAGCUUUACGACGACCAGGCCCAAAACAACCACUGGCCUACCAAGCCUCCCCUUGCCUGGUAUCAGAACAACCACCCCUUCUGUCCAGAGGAGAACAACCACUCCAGGGUCUCCUUUCAAGACCACUCAGCCCAACCGAUCCCAUACGUCCACGGAGCCGAGUGUAAGGUACCGCACCACAACCAGAGCACCAGUAGAGGGGGCCAUCUCACCAAGCAGCAGAGGGAGCGGGAGUACCCAGAAGUAUACCACAACAGCGUCCAUGCCACUGUCUCGCACUGAUGACGUCACCACUUCCUCAACCAGAAAGGAGAAGGGCAGAGGGGUGGCGCACCCCGUGACCGUCCCAAGCGGCAAAGGCAGCGGUGUUCCCAUGGCCAUCCCUCUCCCGGAGAGCUGGACCGUGGCCACUUCUUCCCCCUCCCUUUUUCAGGGGGUACCACCACAGCCUACAAGUCCCAGCAUGCCCUUGUUUUCGUCCACUGCCUCCUCCUUCGGCAGUGUUCUCUCGCAGACCACGCAGCCGGUGUUCAACGGUGAGAUCCUCCCCUCCACCCUUCCUGUGUGUGACACGUCGACCCCUGGUUACCCCGGCUCCGUCCCUAGCAAUGCCCCCACCGCCUGCCUGCAUGCCCCUCCUUCGUCUAGACCUGUGUCGUCUGUGACCCCUCCUGCUCGGGACUCCCCGCAUGCUGCUACAGCACUGUUGUCUAGUGGUGACUCAUUCCUCGCUCCCUCCUCCCUCUCCUCCCCCACCCUGCCUCUCCUCCCUGACCCCUCACACCCCCUGUCUGGUUGGGAGACCGUAGUCUCUCGUGGUGUUGGCGAUGAAGGCGAUGAUGAUAGUGGUGAUGGCGAUGUGUUGUCUGGUUCUUCAUCCAUGGCCUCAGGUGACCCCGCACUAUUUAGUGACACUCCCCGCCUUCAAACUCUCCCUGACUCGCCCGUCGAGCUGGACCUGUCUGAGCUAGCCUCUAGACCGCUCCCUGCAGCCUCUCUCUCCCUGCAGCCUUCUCUUCUCCUCUCUAGUGACUUCUCUCUGUCCGGGGCCACCCCGGGAAUCACUGACUAUGUCUAUGGCAGGCUGGGGGACUCUAGUUAUGCUACGGGCGGUGUAAUAGAGUCUUCUCUGUCGUGGGUUGUUGAUGGUGGCGGAGGGUUCACGGUAGCUAGCAAUGGUGUGGAGUCGUUGUGUAGCUGCUCUCUGGAUGGCACCUCGUCCUCUUCCUGGUUGCAUGCCUCUCCUCACCUCCCCCUGCCCACGUCUGACUGGGGGGCGGCUAGCCUAGCGCUCUACUCCUCCGGUAGCGACUUAGACCAUCUCAUCCAUUCAUCUCUGGCAGGCUCCACCAUCCCGUCUGUAGGUCAGCCUCUCUUCUCUUCCUCCUCUCCCACACCGCCCCGCUCCAAGGACCGCUGGGUCUCGGCCCUCCGAACCUCCGCCCCCUCCUCUUCCUCCCGCACGGCCUCCCCCGUCACCCCCACCCUCACCCCUGACCUGCAGACGGUAGACAGUAAUGCGUCUGGCUCGACCCUGUCGGGAGAAGCUCAAGAGGAGCUGGAUGAAGAGUGGGACAGGAUUCAUAGUUCAGCCUCGGCCUUAUCCUCAGGGGAGGAAAUGCUCCCUUACAUCCCCACCGCCCCCCCCUCAUUCACCUCUGAGGUUGCCGCCUCUCCCGAUUCCGACAAUGAUGAACGCUCCUCUGCAUUUUACUUUGAGAGUGAGAGUGGCAGUGCUAUCGCCACGGAGACGGCGGGGAGCACGGCAACAGUAUCUGCGAUAACUGCGGCGGUGCCCUGGCCGCUAGGUGGGGAGGAGCAGAGUGGCUCGGGACAGGGCGAGAGCCCAUACGACAACGAGAUGUCCUCAGACUUCAGUAUCCCUGAGCGCACAGAGAGAGACUCUGAGGAGGAGGAGCCAAUCGCAGAGGCCAGUAACAGCAGCCAUGAGUCCAGGGUGGGUCUGGCCAGGGAUAAGGAGAGGAGGGCCGUGGUCCCUCUGGCGGUGGUCUCCACCCUCACCUUCGUGGGACUCAUCAUCCUGGUGGGCAUCCUCAUCUACUGGAGAAAGUGUUUCCAGACUGCCCAUUUCUACAUAGAGGACAACACAUCGCCCAGAGUCAUAUCUGUUCCACCCACACCAUUGCUUACAGCUACAGAUGAACAUGAAGCCCUUGCGGUGAAGCAGUUUGUCAAGCACGUGACAGAGCUCCACCACACCAACGCAUUCUCCCGGGAGUUUGAGAUAUUGAAAGAGUGUUACGAGGAGGUGCAGGUGUGCACAGUGGACCUGGGUAUCACCGCAGACGGCUCCAACCAUCCAGACAACAAGAACAAGAACCGAUACAUCAAUAUCCUGGCCUAUGACCACAGCCGAGUAAGACUCUCAACCCAGGCUGACAAAGAUGGGAAGAGUGGAGAUUACAUUAACGCAAACUACGUUGACGGUUUCAACAAGUCAAGGGCCUACAUCGCGGCCCAGGGCCCUCUCAAGUCCAGCACCGAGGACUUCUGGAGGAUGGUGUGGGAGCAGAACGUGGGCGUCAUCAUCAUGAUUACCAACCUGAUGGAGAAGGGACGGAGGAAGUGUGACCAGUACUGGCCACUGGAGAGUCAGGAUGAGUACGGUGGUUUCCUGGUGACGGUGAAGAGCAGCAAGGUUCUGGCCCACUACACCGAGAGAACUUUCACCCUCAGGAACACCAAGGUCCAAAAGGGUUCACUGAAGGGGCGGAUUAACGAGCGGACCGUGACACAGUACCACUACACCCAGUGGCCAGACAUGGGCGUGCCUGAGUACACACUCCCCGUGCUCACCUUCGUCCAGAAGUCCUCCAAAGCCAGGACAGAUGACAUGGGCCCUGUCGUAGUGCACUGCAGGUGGGAAGCCAUAGAUUUGCAGAAUUGCGGCGUAGGCAGGACUGGCACCUACAUAGUGUUGGAUAGCAUGCUGAAGCAGAUCAAAGAAGAGGGCACGGUCAACAUCAUGGGUUUCCUCAAACACAUCCGCACACAGAGGAACCACCUGGUACAGACAGAGGAGCAGUACGUGUUCAUCCACGACGCCCUGGUGGAGGCCAUCUUGGGCAAGGAGACGGAGGUUUCCUCCAGCCUCAUCCACAGCUACGUCAAUGACCUCCUGACCCCAGGGCCCUCCGGCAGGACGCAGCUGGAGAAACAGUUUAAGCUGGUAUCCCAGUCCAAUGCCAAACAGUGUGACUACUCGGCAGCCCUGAAAGAGUGCAACAGAGAGAAGAACAGAAACUCCUCUUUAAUACCCGUUGAAAGGUCAAGGGUGUGUCUGUCCACGGUGGUGGGAGAAACUACAUCAGAUUACAUCAACGCCUCAUACAUUACAGGGUACCGGCAGAGCACUGAGUUCAUCGUGACCCAGAACCCACUGGCCGGCACGGUGACAGACUUCUGGAGGAUGAUCUGGGAUCACAACUCUCAGGUCAUCGUCACACUGCCGGAACACCAAGGGGAGGAGCCGUACGUGUACUGGCCCCGCAAAGAGCAGACAAUCAGCUGUGAGGCGUUCACAGUGACCCUGCGGAGCGAGAACCAUGUGUGUCUGGCCAACGAGGAGAUGCUGGUGGUGCAGGACUAUGUCCUGGAGGCUACACAGGAUGACUAUGUUCUGGAGGUGAGGCACUACCGGGCGCCUCGCUGGCCCAACCCAGACAGCCCGAUCAGCAGCACCUUCGAGCUGCUCAGCCUGGUGAGGGAGGAGAGCUCCUCCAAGGAGGGCCCCAUGGUUGUCCAUGACGAGGUUGGCGGUGUGACUGCGGGAACCUUCUGUGCCCUGUCUACUCUGGUGUGCCAACUAGAGUUGGAGAGCUCUGUGGACGUGUACCAGGUGGCCAAGAUGAUCAACCUCAUGAGACCCGGGACCUUCAAUGAUGUUGAGCAGUACCAGUUCCUGUACAAAGCCAUGCUGAGCCUGGUUGGCACACAGGAGGACGAGAGGACGCUCCAGUCCUCUGACAACAACGGAACGGUCCCAGGGGGCCCUGUCAGCACAGCCGAGAGCCUUGAGUCCCUGGUGUAACCAUGGCAACGGGGCCCCUAACUUGCCAGUAUGGACUCUUGCCUGUCUCACUGUGUUCCAUUUUUAAAGACAGCAGCUUUGCCUUUUUCCCCUCCUUUUUUUCUCCUCUUCUGUUCUGUCGUUGAAUGGCAGUUUCCUGACCGCUGGACAUGAUACCGCACGACCCUGUAAUGUGUGCCUUUGUACAUUCAUCUUGUACUUCUAACGGCGUUCAUACAAUUAUAGAUUAACUUUACGAUGUUUUGUCGAUACCGUCAUCUUGAGAUGUUUGCUUAACUAACUGUUUUCCCUAAACAUUCGUAUUUAUUGGCAGUAAGCUAUAAAAAAAGAAGGGAAAACGCAACUUUUAUGUUAAACAACAUUUUGUUAGCCUAUUUUUUGUAGAGUCAAUGCAUUGAGCAACUCAUUCUUCCGUCUAGACAAUGUAAAUACUAUUUUGUUUGUAGCAAUGGUGAGCUUUUGAAAUCAAAAAUGCACAUUGGCAUAAAUAAUAAAUCUAAUAUGUAAAUAAUAUUAUAGCAACCAAGACAAUGGACCAAAUUUCUAUUUAUACUUCUAGAUUUUUAUAUUUUACUACAGUUUUUUUUAGUCAAUUUUCAAUGUAUGGCUGCAUUCUAAUAACUUAGUCAAAGCAUUUUUUUGUAUGUUUUAAUGUUAUAGCUAAUGUUCUGUAUUUUGUAACGGACUAAAUAUGAAGCUUGCGGUACUGACACGUUUUAGCUGUACAUGAAACUUUGCUGGAUGAUUAGACAUAGGAUUAAAGAAGUGAAAGAAAAC